AUGAAUUCACUUCGACGGGUAGUAGUCACUGGUUUAGGCCUUGUGACCCCUUUAGCAACAGGAGUUCAAAAAACUUGGCAAGAACUAAUAAAUGGUAACUGUGGAAUAAUAUCUUUGGUACCUCACGAAGGAACGGAAAAAAAGGAGGAUACGACAAUAUUGCCAGUAUAUAGUGGGUUUGAGGGGUUGCCGUCAACUGUGGCGGGAGUUGUCAAACGUGGAAAAGCAAAAGAAGGAGGAUUUGAUCCAGAAGAAUGGUUGGAUCGAGGGGAUGAACGCAAGAUGGCACUAUUUACACAGUUUGCUAUUGCGUCUGCUAAACAAGCAUUAGCGGAUGCACAGUGGGCCGCAGAUACAGAUUAUGGGAAAGAGCGAACCGGCGUGUGUAUAGGGUCAGGAGUUGGAAGUUUGGAAGAUGUGGUUUCAACAACACUAAUAUUUGAGCGUCAGGGUUACCGUAAAAUUUCGCCAUUCUUUGUCCCAAGGAUGUUAAUUAAUAUGGCUGCCGGGCAUUUAACGAUGAAAUAUGGAUUUCGCGGUCCAAAUCAUGCAGUCGCAACUGCAUGUACAACAGGAGCACAUGCAAUAGGCGACGCGUCAAGAUUCAUUCAAUUUGGUGAUGCAGAUGUGAUGGUUGCUGGAGGCUCUGAAUCUUGUAUACAUCCUUUAUCUAUUGCUGGGUUUGCAAAGGCUAAAUCUUUAGUGACAAAAAUGAAUGACCGCCCUAAAGAAUCGUCACGUCCUUUUGACCGAGAACGUGAAGGAUUUGUAAUGGGCGAAGGUGCUGGUAUUCUUGUCCUUGAGGAACUAGAGCAUGCAAAAAAACGCGGUGCACGAAUUUACGCUGAACUUUGUGGUUAUGGUUUAUCAGGUGACGCUCAUCACAUGACAGCACCACCUGAAGAUGGAAGCGGAGCCGCACUUGCCAUGAAAAGGGCUUUACAUCACGCUAAAUCCGAAAAUGAAAUUGACUACAUUAAUGCGCAUGCCACUUCCACGAUAUUGGGAGAUAUUGCAGAAAAUCGCGCGAUAGCAAAUGUAUUUCCUAAUAGGGUGAUCGAUAAAGGUAACAUGUCGAAUGUCUUGGCAGUCUCAUCUACCAAAGGGGCUAUUGGACAUUUGUUGGGUGCAGCUGGGGCAGUCGAAGCCAUUUUUACUGUAUUGGCGGUAUACGAGAAUAUCAUCCCGCCUACAUUGAAUCUUCAAAAACCCGAUACCGAAUUCCGUCAAUUCAAUUAUGUCCCAUUGACAGCUCAACAGAAAGUUGUGCGUGCUGCGUUGACCAAUAGUUUUGGUUUUGGUGGGGUAAAUGCUUCAUUAUGUUUUCGAAAGUUUGAAGGAUAA
Messenger RNA from Ambispora gerdemannii, 1344 nucleotides. The record is from the annotation of a GenBank genome assembly. NCBI's taxonomy places the organism in Eukaryota, Fungi, Glomeromycota, Glomeromycetes, Archaeosporales, Ambisporaceae.